Messenger RNA from Parus major (Great Tit), 2237 nucleotides. Its product is annotated as zinc finger protein 501-like. NCBI's taxonomy places the organism in Eukaryota, Metazoa, Chordata, Aves, Passeriformes, Paridae. The transcript has 2 exons. The annotation marks the transcript as partial. The record is from RefSeq and is a predicted model, not a curated record.
CUUUACCUGCGGCCCCGCCCGGCGCCGGACGAGCCGGGCCCCUCCCACCUGAGCCCGUGGGACCAGGUGAGCUCCGACCCCGAACCGGGCGGGGCCUUCGUCCACCUCAUCGACGAGCGCGGCGUCUACUCCACGGCCAAGCUGGUGCCCGGUGAGGAGGAGGAGGAGGAGGAGGAGGAGGAAGAAGAAGAAACACCUGAGGGCGCCGCUCACCUGGAGAUCCGCCGGGUGAUCGUGGCCGAGAAGCCCUUCCAGUGCCCGGCGUGCCACAAGGGCUUCAAACGCGCCUGGGAGCUGCUGAGCCACCAGGUGGUGCACACCGAGGCGCGUCCCUACACCUGCCACCUGUGCCAGGCCACCUUCAAGCGCCACUCGGACUUCAAGAGCCACGGGCUGGUGCACACGGAGGAGCGGCCGCACCGCUGCGAGCUGUGCGGGAAGCGCUUCAAGCGCUCCUCCAACCUCCAGGAGCACCGCCGCAUCCACAGCGGCGAGCGCCCCUUCACCUGCCCCAGGUGCGCCAAAGCCUUCAAGACGCCCUACGAGCGCCAGCGCCACGCCCUCACCCACCUGGCGGCGGCGGCGGCCGACAAACCUUUCCGCUGCGGCGAGUGCGGCAAGGAUUUCCCGGCGGCCAACGCGCUGCUGCUGCACCGGCGGCAGCGCUGCCGGGACAAGCCGCACGCCUGCGGCGUCUGCGGCAAGCGCUUCACCUACGGCCACUCGCUGAAGGUGCACGAGCGCGUCCACACCGGCGACCGGCCCUUCCGCUGCGCCCUGUGCGGCAAGGCCUUCAAGCAGAGCAACGCGCUGGCCUCGCACGAGCGCGUGCACACGGGCGAGCGCCCCUUCGCCUGCCGCACCUGCGGCAAGGCCUUCAAGCAGUCGUCGUACCUGGCCAUCCACCAGCGGGCUCACACGGGCGAGCGGCCGUACGGCUGCGAGGCGUGCGGGAAGGCGUUCGCCCGGCCCUCGCUGCUGCUGCAGCACCGGAGGGUGCACAGCCAGGUGAGGCCGCACCAGUGCGGGCACUGCCACAAGUUCUUCAAGGACCUGGCGUACCUGGCGGUGCACGAGAAGGUGCACACGGGGGAGACGCCCUACAAGUGCGGGGUGUGCGCCAAGGGAUUCGCGCACCCCUCCAACCUGCUGCAGCACCGGCGCGUGCACCGCGACACCUGAGCGGCGGGUGAGGGGGGGACGGGGGUGCUGGGACAGGUGUGGAGCACAAAAUUGUGUUUUUGACCCCCAAAAAAUGGCAGCAGGAACACCUGGACUGCAACACCUGAGCCUCAGGUGAAGGACUUGGUAACUGUGAGCCAGAACAGGUGUGGACCCCAAAAUUGUGGGUUUGACCCCCAAAAAAUUGCAGCUGUGACACCUGAACUGCGACACCUGAGCCCCAGGUGAAGGAUUCAGUACCUGUGAGCCAGGACAGGUGUGGACCCCCCAAAAUCACUCAUGGACCCCAAAAAGGUGCGCCACCUGCAGGUGGAACACCUGGAGCACCUGGUGGAUGAAGCUUCAGGUGGAGGAUUCAGUACCUGUGAGCCAGGACAGGUGUGGAGCCCCCCAAAAUCACCUGUGGACCCCAAAAAGCUGCAGCAGCAACACCUGGACUGUGACACCUGAGCCCCAGGUGGAGAAUUCGGUACCUGUGAGCCAGGACUGGUGUGGACCCCAAAAUUGUGGUUUUGACCCCCAAAAAAAUGGCACCUGUGACACCUGGACUGUGACACCUGAGCCCCAGGUGAAGGACUCGGAACCUGUGAGCCAGGACAGGUGUGGACCCCCCCAAAUCACCUGUGGACCCCAAAAAUCUGCAGCGCCUGCAGGUGGAACACCUGGUGAAUGAAGCUUCAGGUGGAGGACUUGGUACCUGUGAGCCAGAACAGGUGUGGACCCCAAAAUUGUGUUUCUGACCCCAAAAAAUGGCAGCUGUGACACCUGGACUGCAACACCUGAGCCCCAGGUGGAGGACUCUGUACCUGUGAUCCAGGACAGGUGUGGAGCCCAAAAAUCUGGAGCACCUGGAACACCUGGAGUACCUGGUGGAUGAAGCUUCAGGUGGAGGAUUCAGUACCUGUGAGCCAGGACAGGUGUGGAGCCCAAAAUCACCUGUGGAACCCAAAAAGCUGCAGCAGCAACACCUGGACUGUGACACCUGAGCCCCAGGUGGAGAAUUGGUACCUGUGAGCCAGGACAGGUGUGGAGCCCAAAAUUGUGGUUUUGACCCC